Molecule: messenger RNA, 2305 nt
Organism: Sceloporus undulatus (fence lizard)
Lineage: Eukaryota; Metazoa; Chordata; Lepidosauria; Squamata; Phrynosomatidae
Gene: UCK2
Product: uridine-cytidine kinase 2
Exons: 7
Coding region: 143-946 (267 amino acids)
Cellular component (GO): cytosol; cytoplasm
Molecular function (GO): ATP binding; kinase activity
Source: RefSeq, a predicted model, not a curated record
ACUGCCCUGGCUCAGGCCCUCCUCCUCCUCCGCCUUCCUCUGGAGGGAAGGGCGGCCCUUGGCGGGAGGCCGGGAGAGGCAGGGCCACAGCCACCCAAAGCCAGGGCCAUGCAGGGCCAGCCCAGGCGGAGGAGGAGGAGGGAUGGCUGGGGACAGCGAGCAGCGGCUCCAGCAGGGCCAGGGCCAGUCCAGCGGCAGCGGCAGCGGCAGCGGGGAGCCUUUCCUCAUCGGCGUCAGCGGCGGCACAGCCAGCGGCAAGUCUUCUGUCUGUGCCAAAAUUGUUCAGCUGCUGGGACAGAAUGAUGUAGACCAUCACCACAAACAGGUUGUGAUUCUGAGUCAAGACAGCUUCUAUCGGAUACUCACCACUGAGCAGAAAGCCAAAGCCCUCAAGGGCCAGUUCAACUUUGACCACCCAGAUGCCUUUGACAAUGAGCUGGUCGUCAAAACACUCAGGGAAAUCAUGGAAGGGAAAACUGUUCAGAUACCUGUUUAUGACUUCAUGUCUCAUUCUCGCAAAGAAGAGACUGUAAGCGUGUAUCCUGCUGAUGUGGUUCUCUUUGAAGGCAUUCUAGCUUUCUACAGCCAAGAGGUUCGGGACCUUUUCCAGAUGAAGCUCUUUGUUGACACAGAUGCAGACACUCGGCUCUCUCGAAGGGUUCUUCGAGACAUCAGUGAAAGAGGCAGGGACCUAGAACAGAUCUUAUCUCAAUAUAUUACAUUUGUCAAGCCAGCCUUUGAAGAAUUUUGCUUGCCUACCAAGAAAUACGCUGAUGUCAUUAUCCCAAGAGGGGUGGAUAAUCUUGUGGCCAUCAACUUGAUUGUGCAACAUAUCCAGGACAUCCUCCAUGGAGGCUUUUGCAAGCGACAGCCCAACGGGUACCUGAAUGGCUGCAGUCCUCCACGCCAGCGACAACCCUCAGAAUCCAGCAGCCGACCACAUUGAUCUUGAAACUGCCAGGAGGUCCUGCAGUGCUGCGCCUCCUGUGCACUGCAUCCUCUUGGCCUUUGCCCUUUAUUUAAGAGCUCUCCUCCCCUUGCAGGGCUUGAUUGCCUGUCUGCUGGAGAGACUGGUGUGUCUCUGACCAUAUAUUAGCUGUCUGCAGUGCCUCUGCUCCAGAGUCCCCAAGGAAGGGUAAAUCCCUUCAGUAAGAUGAUGUUGAUAUAUUGUGAAAUGGCAAGGUGACACCUCAGCCUUGGUGUUGAGACCACGCAGUUGUGGAAAUACACCUGGGCAAGGGAAUUGAACUUGAUUUGGGUGUCCAAAAAGGUGUGCCACUAGCUAAAAAUCACAUCUUAACCUCAGGUUUGUAUUAAAAGCAAGAAUAAAAAGGAGGCUAGCAGAGCUUUUUGUUGUUGUUCUGUUUAUCAGAAAUGUGUAUCGUUUAAUUUUGGUGGGUUUAUGGAAGAAAGCAGAGAUGGUGAGAGGAAGAUCUGUACUAUCCAGUCUUCUGCAAUCUCACUAUCCAAGUAGGCAAUGCCACUCUUCCCCCCCCCCCCCAUCCCUACCACACCAAGACUGAUAAAAUGCCAGAAUCUAAGCAGUGGUUUUUCAGCUUGAUAGGCUAAACAGUUUGACUUUUUCUGGACUUUCAGCCUUGACAGGUGUUUUCUGAUUAUCUAAUUCAUGUUCACUUUCCCAAGUGCCCACAAACCAACCUGGGAACUGGUUUUACAUUGAUGCUCUUGAACUGUUGGGUUUCCAUCCAAGUAGUAUAGACCCAUUACCAUCUGGUUUUCAUCUCAGCUAUGCAGAAGGGUAGUUAGGCCUAUGUCAUCUUGGAUGAAUGUGUCUGUGUUAAGCACUUUGGAGAAUAGAGAUUGGGACCAGUGCCUUGGACCAAACCAGGGACAAAGAAGUACACCAUUUUGUGUGUGUGUGGGGGGGGGGCUUGUCUGAUACAAAAUAAAGAGUCUGUCCCCAGGGUACUUUCUCACUGACACUGAUUCUUUAAGGCAAUACUCCAUGCUCUAGUCUAGAAACUGCAAUGGCAACUGAAAUGAAAUGGUUGAACAAUGGCUUGCUUUUUCCUUAUUUUGGUGCCUAGCUAGCUGGAAAAAGAGGACAAAGAGUGGGAAUUCCCUGCCUUCUGCCAUGUACACUCUCCCCCUUUCCCUAUUGCACAGAAUCCAUCACCUAGUGUUUCAUUCGACCAAUGAUGGGAAAAGGAGUUUUCCAAAAUAUACUCCUUGUCUAGGGGGCCUGUUUUUAGGGAGGUUCAGUAGAUGCUUUAAAGGGUGUGGACUCCCUCAGUUAUGGUUUGGAUGUGAUGUGCCUCUCUUGAGCCUUAAUAAAGGUGACAUU